ACCGAACAAUUUGCUGUGCUGUGGAUACUCUUUACUGUAAUUGUACUUGGCAACUCUGCUGUGCUCUUUGUGAUGUUCAUGAAUAAAAAUCGAAAAUCGCGUAUGAACUACUUUAUAAAGCAAUUGGCACUGGCAGAUCUCUGUGUUGGUUUAUUAAAUGUGUUGACAGACAUUAUAUGGCGUAUAACAAUAUCCUGGCGAGCUGGAAAUAUUGCUUGUAAGGUCAUACGCUUCUCACAGGUGUGUGUCACCUAUUCCUCAACGUAUGUGUUAGUGGCCAUGAGCAUUGAUAGAUAUGAUGCCAUAACACAUCCAAUGAACUUUUCCAAGUCAUGGAAGCGUGCUCGACAUCUUGUUGCCGGUGCUUGGAUUACAUCGGCUAUAUUUUCAUUACCAAUACUACUGCUUUAUGAAGAGAAACUUAUACAGGGUCAAACACAAUGUUGGAUUGAUUUAGGCUCUCCAACUGCGUGGCAAAUUUAUAUGAGUCUAGUCUCAGCAACUUUAUUUGCAUUUCCAGCAUUAAUUAUAUCAGCUUGUUAUGCCAUUAUAGUUAAAACAAUAUGGGCUAAGGGUUCCGUAUUCGUACCGACAGGUUACGGGAACCCAGCUACAAGACGUGCUAGUUCACGCGGCAUUAUACCUCGUGCCAAAGUCAAGACAGUCAAGAUGACUUUUGUGAUUGUUAUAGUAUUUAUAGUUUGUUGGUCACCUUAUAUAGUAUUCGAUUUACUACAAGUAUUUGGACAAAUUCCGCAAACACAAACCAACAUAGCAAUCGCCACAUUCAUACAAAGUUUAGCACCACUUAAUUCCGCUGCAAAUCCUUUAAUUUAUUGUCUCUUCUCCUCUCAAGUAUUUCGUACCUUAAGUCGUUAUCCACCUUUUAAGUGGCUUACUUGCUGCUGUAAAUCCUAUCGUAAUAAUUCCACACAAGCACGUUGCAAGACAACUGGACGUCGCCUACAUAACAGCUGUGAUUCCAUGCGUACGCUGACCACCUCGCUUACAGUAUCGAAACGUUCCAAUAAAGCAGCACGUGUGGUUAUCUGUGAACGACCCAAAGAUGCUUUAGCCAUAUCGGAGGUAUGAUAACCAAAACGAAUGCAGCCAAGUAUUUCGAUGCCACAUAGUAGCAAUAAGCAAAUAAAUGUUAAUUUAGUUUAAGGAAAAAAUUUUUAAAUUAAAUUUAUUGUACAAAGUAAAUACUUUUCUGAACUUUUGGCUACAAAUUCUUAUAAAAUGUAUAAAAUUUUUUACUCAGCCCAGACAAUAAAAUACUGCAAAAGAACUUACGAAUUUUCGCCACACAUAUAUACGCAUACACGAGUAUAUACUGGUAACAUAUAUUGUAUUAAAAAUAAAGCAAAAUUAUAUUUUAAAA
Messenger RNA from Teleopsis dalmanni, 1384 nucleotides. RefSeq names its product cardioacceleratory peptide receptor (gene CCAP-R). Lineage: Eukaryota; Metazoa; Arthropoda; Insecta; Diptera; Diopsidae. Gene Ontology annotation, biological process: G protein-coupled receptor signaling pathway. Gene Ontology annotation, molecular function: vasopressin receptor activity. The record is from RefSeq and is a predicted model, not a curated record. Gene Ontology annotation, cellular component: membrane.